Cutaneotrichosporon oleaginosum is the source of this 1902-nucleotide messenger RNA. RefSeq lists its product as uncharacterized. The record is from RefSeq and is a predicted model, not a curated record. NCBI's taxonomy places the organism in Eukaryota, Fungi, Basidiomycota, Tremellomycetes, Trichosporonales, Trichosporonaceae.
UGCGAGUGCGAGCAACCAUCUCCAUCGUCAACAGCCUCUCACACGUCUCGCAUUACUACCGCACACUUAGCGUAGCGACAAGCUUACGCCGACGCGCGGCACCGACACACCGGCAUCGACGCGCAACACGGCUGCCCCGCACGGGUCAGCUAUCACUCCGGCACAUCGACUCCGCCCUCAGACGCUCUUUAAUCCGCACGUCGCCAACUCGUGCCUCCUCAUACUUCCUCUGUCCCCAACUCGACUAGCGCAGCCCCCUGCUCGCACAACGCUCAUCUCACGCUCCGGCCGCCAUGGUUGACAUCGCCGCCCUCCUCGAUCAGCUCGAGGAGUGGAUCGAGGCGCAGGUGCCCCAGAACCUCUCCGAGCUGCCGGCCAAGAUGCUUGAGACGGCCGAGCGCAUGACGAAUGAGCUGAUGGACACGCUCACCAUGCACGGUCCGCCCUCCAUCUCGAUACCCUUCCCGCCCUUCGCCAAAGAAGUGCCACCUCCGCCCCCUCCCCCGCCCCCAGCGGUCUACUCGCGCAUCACGGACCUCGCUCGCCGUCACCCGUGUCUCGUCGCGGGCGCUGUCGGGCUCACUCUCACUGCGAGCAUCGGUGCUAUCGGCAUGACAACGGGCGUCGGUGUGUUCGGCGCGUAUGGGCGUGAGUGGCGCCUCCGCCGUCGAUUUGGCGUCCGUGGCGUUGUUGAGGGUGGCAUGUUGCAAGAGGCUAUCGUUAUCCUCGCCCCAUCCCCCACCCCUCCCCUCCUCGUCCCCCUUACCGCCUCGCUCCUCAAGAACGGCUAUGUUGUUAUCGUCGCCGUCCCGCACGUCAAGGAGGCCGAGGCGCUCGAGCGCCGCCUCUCUGGCUUGGCCGAGAAGACUGCUCUCCGCGUCCUGAUCUACGACACAGAGGACUCCACCACCUUCCCACCCUUCCACCGCUCCCUGCUGGCCACACUUACGCUGCGCUUCCCGGGUCCCUCUUCAUCGUCGUCCAGCACGGGGGGCUACGCGGUGUCGGAUCCGUACAACCCGGCACCGAGUCAGAUCCCGCACAUCCACGCCUUCAUCAGCUUGUACCCCCUGAACCCGGCACCGCCCAGCCAGCCUAGUCCGCUGCCUGCUCUCCCGACUCUUGUGCAGCCAACCACCGGAAAGCCACCAAUGCUGCUCACUCUCUACCCCGCCGCCGCAGGUCUGGUGACGCCCGACUCAUUUGCCUCUCAAGUACUGAGCGCUACGCACCAACUUCUUGGGGCCAACCUCGCCGCCGCCACAUCUUCACGUGUGGUGUCGCUCUUCUUGGGUCACAUUACCCUGCCCUCUCUCCCUGCCAUCAUUACUGAGGGCCGUACUCUCUCGCGUCGCGAACUGGCGCGACAGCGCCUCCGUGAGAGCGCCGCGUCCCCCACCGCCGCAUUCUCUAUCGUGCGGGACCUCAUUGCGUCGACGCUCUGCGGCUUUUACCGCUCCAUUGCGGGUGCCCUCGGCCUGGCGCCGUCGCGUGACUACGCCGCGUUCGAAACCCGCCUCCUCCGCACGCUCAAGACUCGUUGUGGUACCAACUUCUAUGCUGGCCAGCGCUCCUGGCUCGCGCACCGGCUGGCCUCCCUGCCGCCCACUGUUCUCCCGCGAGUGCUGAGCAUUAUGCCGCCCAUGCCGUCAGAGACGGGCCCUGCGCCGCCUCCGCCGCCCAAGAGCGGUGGCGGCUCGCGCUCCGCCGGCUCCCGCAGCGCUAGCUCGAGCGACCACGAGGCGGAGGACCUCGUGAGCUCCAUCCACACUGCUGGCACGACGCAGAGCUCCGCCGACAGCUCGGUGAUGGACGGCAGCUGGGUCGUUGAUGCCUAGUUGGCAGUGUUGUACCAUCGAUAUUCUAAACAGACAUGAAUGUAUGGGCCAAUUGCAAACGAAC